Messenger RNA from Sitodiplosis mosellana (orange wheat blossom midge), 9266 nucleotides. RefSeq lists its product as uncharacterized. The record is from RefSeq and is a predicted model, not a curated record. NCBI's taxonomy places the organism in Eukaryota, Metazoa, Arthropoda, Insecta, Diptera, Cecidomyiidae. The transcript is spliced from 10 exons. The coding region runs from base 1321 to 4677 and encodes 1118 amino acids.
UGUGUUUCGCGAGGUUCAUUGAACAAGUCGUGUUAUUUUUUCGGUGAAUGGUGCGCGUGUGCUCGACACUAUCGCGCUGAUUUGUUUUUUUCAUUUCAACUUCUGUCGGAUUUAUUUUCACUCUGUUGAAUAAAUUUUUUUUGUUUAAACACUUUGUCAUUUAACCGGUAUUAGUUGUUGAUUAUUGUUUGAAUGAAAUUUGCGUCGUUUUUGCUUCGACAAAAUUCGUGUUUUUGUUUUGUGAAUAAUAUCGCUAGAAAUAAACCGAUUCUUCAUUUGAAUGUUAUUUAUUUCCUGUGGGUUUUUUUUCACUCAUUCAAUCGAUAGUGAAAUAAAAAAAAAUUGUUUUGAAUAGAAAAAAGACGUCAUUUGUUAAAUUAAAAAAAAAAGAAACAUUGUCAAACUAAUACGAAAAAUCUCACUUUUAUGCAUAUAGAAACGCACGAAAAAAAAAACCAAUCGAUUAAGAAAGAAAGUGUUAUGUGAGAGUGUUGCUAUUCAUUUAUAUCCAUUGAAUAUCAAUCGAGACUAUUUUAAUCAUUGACGAUACAACAACGAAUAAAAAAACAGACACAAAUCAUUUGACUUUGACGAUUGACGGGUCAUCAAUGGAUUUUGCUAGAGAAAACGUGAAACAGUUAGAGACAAAAAAAUAGCACGAAGUAAUAUCUUCCUUAAUCAUUGUGCGGUGCAACAAAGAGUUGAAUGAAAAUCUCUGAUCUAUACUGUCACCGGUACAAUUUUGACUUGAUAGUAAUCAGUAGCCGAACAUUAAACGCCGUCAAUAAACAACUCAGAAAGUCAAUAAAAACUUCAACGGCAUUUGAAAUACAGCAGCUAGAGUACUAGAGAGAAUACAGUGUGGUGCUUUCGUUUUGGCUCCAUCAGCUAAUUUGUGCCAGAGCAUUUCGUAAAGUGGCUGCCGAGAAAAAAACAUCGAACCAUUGAAUCGACAACAGUUUAUGCGCCGUAAAACUUGUUCCACCAAAGAUCUCAUGAAACAGAAAAAAGAAUGAAAUCAUUGGCGAAAAUCAUCUUCUGAUGAAAUGUACUUUAAAAGAUUCCAAGAACGCAUUUAGUCAAGCUAUUUUGUCGACACAUCGAUUUGUAUCUGCAGAAUUGAAAGGAAUCGAAUCAUAAAUAAUUAAUUGUUUCGAUUGAAUCGAGUUUUUGAACAAACAGAACGAACACAGGGAAAUUCAAAUAUUUGAUCCCUUGAUUAGAACGUGAACGAACGGUUUUUGUAUUUGAAAGGUUCAGCUUGUUCAUCUUUCAAAUUGUUUGCCGUAAUUUAUUGAUAAGUGUGUGCAAUUACACAGGAUGAGUUCGACAAGCGUUCAUUUCUCGCUAGCUUUAGUAUUAGCACUAGGAAGUGCGUGUUGUUGUACAGCAGCCGAGCACGUAACACAAACGCCAUCCAAUUUAGUCACGCAAACUGUUUACGGAUUUUUAGAUUUUACAACGACCAUUGGUAAUACGGUAAUGGUAUUUUCGCCGCAAAGUGCUCCGCCACCAGUACCACCAAAAGCGAUGUCGAUUACAGAGGUGCCACCAUCAUCAACGCCGGUGAUUGAGACAAAGCCCGUAACUGAAACGACCGACGAAUCCAAGGAGGAAAUUAAGCCUACAAAACCAGUAGCCAAGUCGACGAAGCAAUUGUCAAGUGUUGUUCGUGUUGUAGCAGCUAAUUUGGCCGCACCAUCGCAAAAUGCACCAUCGAAGCCGCCAUCGUCAAAGGUACAAAUUGUGUCCAGUCAUGUUGAAGUGAUUGAUGAAAGCAAAAAAUCACCCGCCAAAUCAUCGGUUGUACAUGUGGAAGCGAUCGACGGCAGCGGCGCCAAUUCACCCGCAUAUUCAGCCAUUUUGCCGAGUCGCGUGGAAGUCGUCGGCGGUGUUUCGCCAUCCGAAUCAGUCGUUGAGAUUCACACCAGCGAAGAUUUGGAUCAGCUAACUCCAGUCGAGAAUAACAUUAACGAUCCGGAAUAUGAAUUUUUGUCACGUGAACCGAGCGAACUUACUGAAGAAACGUAUCGUCUGCCAGCCAAUAACAAAAUCCCAAAUUCCAAAUACAAUCUGAAAUCACGUACCGUUCAAGAGCAUAAUAAAAAAGUGCAUCCAUCGCAAGUAGCAACACCACGUAGCGAUGACAUUCAUCCAACCGGCUUGGUUACGAAAUUGGGUGGCACGGUUGUCAACAAAGACGGUGUAACAACUGUACACGAAACAAGUGUUCUUGGCACUUACAUUUCCGGUAAAUAUGCACAAGUUUUGCAAAGUACCUCGCACAUUUACAAUGGCAAUGGCAAUGGAAAUAAGCCGAAAAUUGCACCAACCCAUUCGUUACGUGUUUUGAAAACGGCAGCACCGCACAUUCCAAAGAAGACGCAUGUCGUCGAAUCAACGUCGGCUGCUAAGCCACAACAACAGCAAACAUCUUCGGCAUCGGUUGAAAACGAAGAGGUUGACGAAAUCUAUGGAAAUUCGGCUAAACAAAAUCUCGUACGUAACUCAAGGCGUCCGGCCGUUUCGUCAAACACCUUUAAAAAUCGGUUCCGCAGCAAUCGGCCAUCGUCAUCUGCUCAAAAAGAGGACACCGAAUACACCGAUGGAUCAUCAUCAGCUUCGGUUGAAGUUACAACACCAGCCGCUGUCACUCCAUCAUCUUACAAGAAAAAUCGUAACACAAACAAAUCCCCAAAAAGUGGCCGCUUUAAUCGACCCGCAUCAGGAAGUGUUGAAGUAACCACAGUGUCGGCUGUAUUUAGUGAACCAUCAACGUCGACUGCCUAUGUAAAUCGUCGGAACAAAGCUAACCGCUUCAAGCCACAAAAUGCACCGCUGAAAGAAUCAAGCGUGCAACAACGACAACAACAGCAGCAGCAGCAGCAGCAGCAGCAGCAACAGCAACAAGACUCAAACAAUGACGGUGGCUAUACACGACGCUUCAAACCGAAAAUUCAACCCAGUGCCGUUGAACAGCAACAAGACCGAGAAACAACAUCCAGUUUUUACAAGUUCAAAUUAAACCGACAACCAGGUCGUUGGCAAUAUAAAACUUCACCAAAACCGCGAGUCACAAUCAGAAAGCAAAGCUCAGACGAUUUGCAACCGCAUGUCGAGGCUGUGACUCCAGCACAUGAAUCGCCUGUAUAUCACGCCGAUGAAGAGCAAAAUGGCGAAAGCCAAGUGCCGGACGAUGCACAAGAUCGAGUCGCGGUAGCCAAUUCACAUUCCGUCACCGACACCGACACCGAUCUCGAUUCAUCCGGAUCGGUGAACGGCGACGUUCUUGACGAUACCGAAACACUGGACAAUUCGAUUGUGAGCAAAAAAUUGCCCGUUGAAACGUUAAAAGUGGAAAUCUCAACACCAGCCGAUUUCAAAGAUAUUUACUACGAAAUUGCCACCAUAAAAUCACCAUACACUUAUCAGGUUGGAUCUGUUCGAAACACUCGAUAUGUGACCGUAACAUCGACAUUCGAGAAAACACUAGACCCUGAACCGACCGUCACCUCAUCAAUUACGGGGCCGUUAACUGAAAAUAUUCUCGCUACAACCGCACACUAUGAUCGUGACAAUAAUUUACUGGACUCAAGCAUUGCCACAUUGCCGCCGCUCAUUUUGGCAUCUGACAUUGAAACGCCACCACUUGAAACUCUUACCGAAACAUUCAGCACAACACAAACGAUGCUCAAAACACAUAUAUUGCCGGUGUUGCAUCAAGGCGGUGGCAAUGCAACCAGCUACACACUCACCCAAACAUAUUUGGUAACACGUAUCGUCACAGCCACAAAAACUCUUCCACCAAUUGACGCAUAUCAUUUCAAUCCAACGAAAGCACUAAAGGAAUUCAACAGUAAAUUGGAUGAAGCCGGUUCGGAGUUGAAUUUGGAAUUGGAUUUCGGCGAUGAUAAUGAGCAUGAUGAAGAGGAUGCGGUACGACAUGAGCUACCCGACGAUUUGGAUUUGGCCAAUAUUGGUUCAUCGUUUGAUUUAUCCGAAGUAGAUAAAUCAAACAUUCCAGAAGGUCAUUUGCGUCCAAAGAAGAAAAUUUCAAAUAAACCACCAACCGAACAAUCAGUCACUCCGUCGCUGCUUGAAAAGCAACAACAACAACAACAACAGCCGACAUCAGUAUCGUCGGAUCCGUUGAUGCAAAAUUUGAGUCCUGAGCAAUUGGCAUUGCUACGUUUUUUGAAUCCGGCUGCAGCGGCUCAAUUCCCCAGCGUAAUAACCACAUCAAAGCCGGUCAUUAAACUUGAAACCGUGUACGAAUCGCACACAAUACCCGUGUUCAACGGUUUAUCGACUACAUUUAGUACAAUAUCCCGACCUGUUGCCACCGUUAGCAAAACCGAAUACGAGAUUGGUACAUCAGUAUUGCCUCAAUUGCCAAUACCACCGCCACCAAUCAAUCCACUAUUUCAGCAACCGCAACAAUUCCAAAUUACAACAGCUCCAAUCGUAACGCAAACGAUGGUCACCGAAACAAAAAGUAAAAUCUUGAAAUUAACAUUCGGCGCGAAAACAGCGUACACAACACUUUUUUCGACGAACGUUGUUCCAACCAUUUUAACCACAUAUGUAACACAAUCCUUACCGAUCGUUCAACCAACGGCCGCCGCAUUUCCCGGCUACUUCCCAGCUCCGUACGCACAAUUUCCCUUUGUCGGUUAAUCAUAUUCAAUUACUGUAGUCAGUUUCGAGAGAAAGAGGAGUGAACGAGUGAGGAGGAGAGCGAGAGAAAGAGAGAGACGGUGCAGAGUUAGUAGUAUAGGCUAAGCAUAUUUGCAAUCAAAUCCUGUCACUAAAUUAUGUUCACACAAAUUAGAAGUGCAACAGCAGAAUCAUCACAAUACCGGCUUAACUGCAUACAACAUACACACAAUCACCAAAUUCAACCCGUAUACAAUGUUGCCGACGACUGUCUCCAACACACAUCACUAUCUGAUGUAACUACAACUCAUAUUUCAUGUCAAAUUGCACAUACCAAACACAUGGCAAUUUACAAUAUCAAAUAAUUUUGAAGAAAAAAAAAGAAUCGAAAUGAUUGACAUGUAAUGUUUGCUGUCCAUGAAACUAGAUUAUAAGAGAAUAACAACUCCAACUCACACCCUCGAAUAUUGUAAUUCAUUAUGUCAUUUUGACUUUGAAAAACCAAACGACGCAAUCUCAAACUGGUUAAAAACGUUAAACAGGAAAAUAAUUAGGAAUCUCAAACAAUUGCCGAAUUAUUCACUGCAACAACCACAACAAGAAAAAAGGAAGUCAGAUGCCAAAAACCUGCUUCUGUUUACCCAUUUUUUCAUCUUCUGCAUCACGACUUUCCAUUGUCCUGUUCCCCGUUCACAUUAAACUGGAAAAUUACGAAUGCAAACUUUUUGUUUUACGUGCGAGUUUCGUGCACCGAAAUUUCAAUUCCUAUUUGAAUAGUAAUUUGUCACUGAAUAAAUUUAUCAUUCCACCGUAAGCUCUAUUGUAACGCUGGGCUUAGAAAGAGAAAGAGAGAAAACGGAAAAGUGAAAAAGUUCGAGGGAAAAGAGAAAGAGAGAGAUUGCGCGCGAGCAAGGUAAUGGAAAAGCAAAAGAGUCGUGUGGUGGUUUGCGAAUCCAUUUUUAUUUCCCUUUUUCAUUUCAUUUCGCAAAAUUUCCUUUAGAUAUAUUUUAAGUGUAAAUAAAAUAGAUAUAUGGGGUGCUUUUUGGUGCUAUAUUUUCGAAUCUGUACUUAUUUUUUUGUUCUGUUCUCCCUAUAACUUUUCCCUAUUUUUCGAUGAGUACAUGCAGUUUAUUUGUUAGUCGUACACAAUAUUAUGUGGAAGUAAUAGCGCGCGGCGUAAAGAGGAAAUUUAGCGAAAAGCAUUGAAAACGAUUUAGCAUUAAUAUUGUGACAGUGAAAUGCACAUAAACGUACGAGAAACAAAAAAAAACGAAUCAAAUAAUCUGAAAAGUUUUUUUUUCGCCAGCCCAAAAAAUGUUGUAUGUUUACUUCUCGUUUCGUUUUGGAUCGUCCUUUCGCAUUCACCGUUAUACACAAGGCAUAAGCAUACGCUCGAUUGUCUUAGUAUUUUUGUUGCGUGUGUGCGAUGAAUGAAAAGAGAUGUUUUGCGUUCCAUUCAAGCAUUGCGCUACAUUGUCUCUCUGCAUUGCUAUACACAUACUCGUAGUCACUCCAUUUGUUUAUUCGGCAAAAAAAAUUCGUUCAGUUUUGCGCUCUCGCUCUCUCUCUAUCUCUCUCUCAUCGCACAUCAAAUUAUAGCAUCGGAUUUUCUACAUGUUGCUGAUGGUUGUCUUUCUCUCAUUCUUUCUGCUCGUCAGCUUAUGUGUGAGUGUGUGUGUGUGUGUCGUUCAUAUUCUCACUCUCGUCAAAUAUGUGUUGUUUUUCUUCUCAUCUCUAGCGUGUCGCACUAUUCCAUCGCAAUAUUUUCCACUCGUAUUGACAACACAAAGUGAAAUUCAAUGAGCUGAAAACAAUUAAGCAUCCGCACAUUCUUGUACACGAAUCGCGUAGACAACAUCAACCAACCGAAUGAGACGAAAAGAAAAGGCAAUGUGCUCUGCGCGUACAAACAUAACGAAAUGAAUUUUGAUUUAAUAUUAUCGUUCUUAUUAUGUUAAACGAUUGAGUUCACAGUCAGUCUUUCACACUUCAUAUAAGGCAUAAAUCCAUAUAUUGUUAUGAAAAUACAUUGCCGGUCGGGUAUGCAUCGAGGCCAAAAAAAACAGCUCAUUGUUUACUCAUGUCAUAUCGUAUUUUUUUUUCCUUCAUUUUUUCCACGCCUUAACUUUCACGAAAGUGUUGACAUGCAGCCCAUUUAACCUGAAGACCUUUAACGUUGAAACUUUACAUUUUUGUAAUUGCUAUAGCCCAAACGAUCGACGAAGAGUGAGCGAGAUAGAGAAAAAAAAUCAAUUAAAUAAUGCAUGUAUUAAAAGUUAACAUUUCUCGAUCAUUUCCACUUGCUGAACUGGCAAAAUCGAUUUCCAUCGAAAUUGUGCGCGCCAUCAAUGUUGCCGUGAAUACGUGCUGUGAAAAGUGUAUUCACACACACACACACACACAUACACACAUCCCUGUCCGCCUGCACCCAUUUACAAAUAACUCCCCGUUUCGUCGUCUACAUCGCUACUCGGCACUCAUUCAUAGCAAACAAACGCCAUUAUUUUUAUGAUGCGCUCCUGAGGCGAAAGAAAACACAGUAACAUCGACAAAGCAUUUUGCAAUGAUGGAAAAUAGCGGCUGGAUUUAUACAGCAAAUACACGCUGAACGUGCAAUCACUAGAGAGAGAGAGAGAGAGAGAGAGCGAGAGAAAGAGCGCAUGCAAGAGAGCGAAAGAGUAAGAAAGACGUUAUGAAACAGCAAUUUAAAAGUGACAAAAACAGCAGUAACAAUUUCCAGCGCGAAAAAAACACCGCCGAAUAAACAAACGAGAGUGUGUGUGUGUGACGAGAGAAAGAGUGAGAAGAGAAAAAAACCCAAACGAAUCUAAUCGUUUAAAUGUCUUCCACUAACUUUUUCUCUGUCAGCAAUGCCACUUUGUGCAGGCGAUCGUCAUGCUCGUGCAACACACAAUAAUUUUGCUCUAGGUUCUUUCCUUUUUAUUUCUUCUAUUCCGUAGCAUAAUCAACAAAAUUAUCCAUUUGAUCAAAUCGAAUAAUUACUAUGAUAUCCUUUAUUUUUAUUUAAGAAUUAAUGAUUGUAGAGAUGUUAAGUGCAUACGUAUUUUAGUUUUAAAUUAUUAUUUCUGUUUUUUUUUUCUUUACUUGAUUUGUUCGCCGUUUGCUUCUAAUGCCAUCGAUGAUGAUUUGGUAGAAAGCGAAGCAGCCGCAUUUAUUUCCAGCCAAUGCUCAAAUCAAUUUGGAUUAAGCAACAAUGCACAUACAAUACAAGGAAUGUUGGUAGCAUAAUGUGCCAACCAGCUAAUGUGCUGUGUGUAUAUGUUGAAAUUUGCGUGCGAGACAAUGGAAGAAAGAGUGCGAGUGGGAAUGAGAAUGAGAAAGAACGUAACGCUCGAAUUGAACGGAAGCAGAAAUUUGUUGAUAGAAAAUUGAACCAUCACAGUGGAAAAUACGUGAUGAAUUUUUGUUAGAGCCUGCCUGCUUGACGCCGUGUUGUUGCCACACACACAGAGAGAGAGAGAGAGAGAGAGAGAGAGAGAUACACUCCGUCUAAUCGACAAAUGGCUUCUAACUUACACACUAACGGCUGGCACUUGCACUUCACUUCCUUCCUUUUCUCUUUUUUCUUCGUUGCUUCUUUCUCUCAUUUCCCACAUUCAAUCUUCAGCACUUCUCAACCCGCGUGCAGCACCGCAAAAAAUUCACAUCGCAGCGAAUAGGCAGAAUGCCUACUUUUAGCCUAAUAAUAAAAAUAGACGGUGUGUUGCGUAGAGACACAAUAGAAUAACUAAAUAGCCUUUUAGUUCAACUACAUAUGUAAGCUAACAACGCGUAUGGAGAAUUGAAUAGACGCGAAAAGAAAUUCACGUAAAAUUAUUCCAUUGACGCCGGUGUCAUUAAUCAUUUUUAUUAUUCCAAUUCGAGAGUGAGAGUGUGUGUGUGUGUGUGUGUGGGUAUUGGAGCAUUUUUUGUUUUAUUUUACAUGAACGCAUAUUUUCGCUGUGAAAUUUUCGUUUCGUUUAUUAUUGGGGCGCGUCGGUUGUUCGGUUUAUUGCAGAAUAUUCGGCUCUCGUUGUAAUGAAUGACGCGCGAUAAGGAGUAGAUUGUGAGGGAAAGGGAGAGUGGAAAGGGCAAAAACAGCUUCGAAGCUAUAAACUAUAUGUUUGAAAAUGAUGACCGAAUGGCUCAGCCAAAAUCCCAUAAGAAGAGAAUGGGAGAAUAAACAUAAAAUCAACUGUGUGUCUGUUCUUUUCCUUCUUUCUCUCUCUGUGUGCACUUUUUUUUAUUAAAAGUUAUUCGAAUUGUAAAAUUUUCUUAAAAUCCCAUAAUGCCAAACACAUUUUACACUCUUUCCGACCUGUCAAGUACACACAAAUUUAUGGCCUGAUUCGUCUAAAUUCACCGAAAAUCGAAUUUUUGGCUGUGCCAAGCCGAACUACAGACACACAUACAUACAUAUACACGAAUUAUACACCCCAAAUACGAGCAAGCAGUAGAGAAAUAAAGAAAGCAAGAAAAAAUAUACAUCUUUACUUGACGUAUUUUCCAACGGAAAUGAAGCUCUAAAUUAAGUUUUGUACAUUUUAGAUAAUAACUUAACUAAAUUGUGUCCUUUUUUUACGAAUAAUAAAUAAAAUUUAAGCAUAAAA